Chaetomium globosum CBS 148.51 is the source of this 843-nucleotide messenger RNA. RefSeq lists its product as uncharacterized. The transcript is spliced from 4 exons. Gene Ontology annotation, molecular function: nucleic acid binding. The record is from RefSeq and is a predicted model, not a curated record. Lineage: Eukaryota; Fungi; Ascomycota; Sordariomycetes; Sordariales; Chaetomiaceae. Bases 1 to 843 code for a protein of 280 amino acids.
AUGACAACCGAGCCAACGAGCUCGGAUUUUCCGCGCUCCGAGAUAGAGAAGAGCCGGAUAGUCUCGACAAACACCUUUACCAAGGGGGCCAAGGGCACCAAGGCCCAGCUUACCUCGAUGUCGUCACCAGCCUUUGCCAGGACUCUGGCGACGUUCCAAGUCAACGGCGAGCCAACCUACACUGACACAAACGCUUCGAUGGCAACCAAUACCGCCAUUGACAACGUGGGUUUCUACCAUCCGAUGAACUGUCGGGUGAGGAGCAUGGCGUCAACCGAGCAGGAGGUCCAUGCGCUCCUCCUCAAGGGGUUUUCGCCCAACUACCGAGGGGACCCGGGCCUCGCGCGCAACCAGCCGGCAGCGGUACCCGCUGACGAAAACUGCAGCCUCUUUGUCGUCGGCCUCUCGCCCGACCUGACGACCCACGAGCUGCUGUCGGGUAUUCGCAACAUCGGUCGGGUGUACGCCACCCACAUCAACCCGCCUGAUCCGGCGCGUGGACAUCUCUACAGCGCCGCGAAGGUGAUCUUUUUCGAGCGAGAGGCAGCCGAACGGUUCUACACCACCCACGCCUCCACGGGCUUCGCAACCCCACAGCACCCACACCUCCGCGCGCGCGUGACCUGGAACCGGCUCACCUACCAGACCGACGAGGUGCUGCACCGCGGCGCCAGCCCCGACGGCGCGCGCGUGCUGCUCGAGUUCCGCUUCGGCAGCUACCGCUGCCAGGCCGAGGCGGCGCGCAUGGCGCUGAUGAGGGAGUUUAGGGAGGUGGGGGUUGUGUGUGUUUAUGGUGGGUUGCAUCCAUUGCUUGGAUCUUCCGAAUGUUGUGGGCUUGUGUGA